AGAAGUGUCACGACUUGCUUGCUGUCUGCCAGCGUAGCUAUCUAACGCUAGCUAAUCAUGAAGGCUCUCCGAGGAAUGGUUAGUGGAGCCGUAAGUGAAAUUUCAUCGGCUGUCAGUGGGCACAAGACUCCUGCUGCUCGAGAGCAUGCAUUUGCCGUGAGUCGUGACUACAUCUCUCAACCGAGACUAACGUAUAAAACAGUGUCUGGUGUCAAUGGCCCACUGGUGAUUUUGGACCAAGUAAAGUUUCCCAGGUAUGCUGAGAUUGUCCACCUUACCCUUCCUGAUGGCACCAAACGUAGCGGGCAGGUAUUGGAGGUCACUGGCUCCAAAGCUGUAGUCCAGGUGUUUGAGGGAACAUCAGGCAUUGAUGCAAAGAAGACAUGCUGUGAAUUUACAGGGGACAUUUUGCGUACACCGGUGUCGGAGGAUAUGCUUGGUCGUGUCUUCAAUGGCUCAGGGAAGCCGAUUGAUCGGGGUCCUGCUGUUUUGGCAGAGGACUAUUUAGACAUCAUGGGCCAACCCAUCAACCCACAGUGUCGUAUCUACCCUGAGGAGAUGAUCCAGACAGGCAUCUCUGCCAUCGAUGGCAUGAACAGCAUUGCCAGGGGACAGAAAAUACCCAUUUUCUCUGCAGCUGGUCUCCCUCAUAAUGAGAUUGCUGCCCAGAUCUGCCGUCAGGCUGGCCUAGUAAAGAAGUCCAAAGAUGUGAUGGACUACAAUGAAGAUAACUUCGCCAUUGUGUUUGCAGCCAUGGGGGUCAACAUGGAGACAGCUAGAUUUUUUAAAUCUGACUUUGAGGAGAAUGGUUCCAUGGACAAUGUGUGCCUGUUCCUGAAUCUGGCCAAUGACCCCACGAUUGAACGCAUCAUCACCCCUCGCCUGGCCCUGACCGCUGCAGAAUUCCUGGCCUAUCAGUGUGAGAAACACGUGCUGGUAAUCCUGACGGACAUGAGCUCCUACGCAGAGGCUUUAAGAGAGGUGUCGGCAGCCAGAGAGGAAGUUCCAGGCCGCCGAGGUUUCCCGGGCUACAUGUACACCGAUCUGGCCACGAUCUAUGAGCGAGCUGGGCGUGUGGAGGGCCGCAAUGGCUCCAUUACCCAGAUCCCCAUCCUCACUAUGCCCAACGACGAUAUUACACAUCCUAUUCCUGAUUUGACUGGUUACAUCACAGAGGGACAGAUCUAUGUUGAUAGACAGCUUCACAACAGACAGAUUUACCCCCCCAUCAAUGUUCUACCUUCUCUCUCUCGACUCAUGAAGUCAGCCAUUGGUGAGGGGAUGACGAGAAAGGACCACUCGGAUGUGUCCAACCAGCUGUACGCCUGCUAUGCCAUUGGGAAAGAUGUGCAAGCCAUGAAGGCUGUGGUAGGUGAGGAGGCCCUGACUGCCGACGACCUACUGUACCUGGAGUUUCUCCAGAAGUUUGAGAAGAACUUCAUAUCUCAAGGUGCAUAUGAGAACCGAAGUGUGUAUGAAACUCUAGACAUCGGCUGGCAGCUCAUGCGAAUCUUCCCCAAAGAGAUGCUGAAGAGAAUUCCACAGAACAUGCUGGCAGAGUUCUAUCCUCGAGACUCCAAACACUGAGCCUCUCUUCUCCUGGUCUCAACACCGCUUCUCUCAAUCCCCCCCCUCAGAUUUCUCAACCUGUGCUACUCACACCUGGACCUCUCAGUCUUGAUCCUGUAUUUCAUGCUUCUGUUUCUCUGCUUUUGGUCAUUAUGUCAUUGUAGCCAAACCGUAAUGUAAAGAUUGUUGUGAAAAUUGUUGCAACACUGCAGUAAUAAGAUGUGCUGCCUUAUGUGUAAAAUAACAUUGUGACUAAUUAGUUUACUAGAGGAAACCUUUAGUCCUUUUGUGGACAGAGUGGAUGUGUUGCCAAUCAUAAAAUCUGGACUACAGUGUAUGCUGGAAAACAACACUAAUUUUAGCACUGCUGUCUUAGAUUUGGAAAAAAAAAAAAAAAAAUCUCUGCAUGUAAAUUCUUUAUGACCUAAUCUCACUGACUGGCAAAUGUGCCAGCUAACAUCAGUGGUUCCUCUUAAUGUUACAAGUAUUACCACCAAGAUGCUAUGAUUUUGUUCUACCCUGUGAUUGUCCUUUUCAUAGAUCAUAAUGUAGAGAAGCCAUAUGUUCAGUAAUACUUGCAAAUGUUGGGGCUGUAUACAUCUUUUAAAGGUUUUAAAAAUUCAGUGAGCAAUAUUACUAUUUGUUUAGUUGGUUUGAAAACAAACAAACAAAAAAACUUUCUACACGUUCUGUAUUGCUCACCUGGCUUUGUACUUUGGUUAUUGGCUGAACAUUGUUGGGACAGUUUUAUGAAAGAGUUUCAUUGUGUAAAUGUAAACUUUUAUGUUGCACUUAAUUAACAGAAUAAUGUUUACUUAUUUCAUAAAUACAGUAUUUAUUUGUUAUGUACAUUCACCAUUGUUUAAUUUUAUUUGUAUGUGCCAUGGAUUUUGGGUGUUCUCCUGCUAUCCUUCCUUGAAUCAGUGUGCCGCAGUAAAAUAUGUAAUACCUCGUGAGUUUCAUUUGAAAGACUGCUUUGUCUGAGUGCAUGAAAAUGAUAUUGUAAACUGUUUGUAGUCUGUCCUGUCUAUGGAAUAAAAUCUGAUAUUGUGACA
This is a messenger RNA of Electrophorus electricus (electric eel), 2624 nucleotides long. RefSeq names its product ATPase H+ transporting V1 subunit B2 (gene atp6v1b2b). The record is from RefSeq and is a predicted model, not a curated record. Gene Ontology annotation, biological process: vacuolar acidification; proton transmembrane transport; ATP metabolic process. Gene Ontology annotation, cellular component: proton-transporting V-type ATPase, V1 domain. NCBI's taxonomy places the organism in Eukaryota, Metazoa, Chordata, Actinopteri, Gymnotiformes, Gymnotidae. Gene Ontology annotation, molecular function: proton-transporting ATPase activity, rotational mechanism; ATP binding.